Messenger RNA from Oryctolagus cuniculus (rabbit), 7484 nucleotides. RefSeq names its product potassium voltage-gated channel subfamily A member 1 (gene KCNA1). The record is from RefSeq and is a predicted model, not a curated record. Gene Ontology annotation, cellular component: neuronal cell body; paranode region of axon; membrane. Gene Ontology annotation, biological process: protein homooligomerization; potassium ion transmembrane transport; action potential. Gene Ontology annotation, molecular function: protein binding; delayed rectifier potassium channel activity. NCBI's taxonomy places the organism in Eukaryota, Metazoa, Chordata, Mammalia, Lagomorpha, Leporidae.
ACCAGGACGGCUGGGGUGCCGGGUGCCUCUCGGCUGCUGCGGCGGCGGCGCGGAGACUCGCGUCCGGCUGCAGCUAAGACGACCUGCCGCACCCCGACCCGGGCUCCCGGCAGACUCCGCACCGCCCUGCGCCAAGCCAGCAGUCCAGCGUGCAUCGAUCGCCCUUGGUGGGAGCUUAGAAGGCGGCAGGCGAAGAGGGCUAGGAGGGGGGCGAGCCGAGGAGCAGCGGAGGGGGUGGCAGGCGUGGGGCUCCGCUGAGCUGGCAGCGCCCCGCGGUCCAGGGAGGGCUGGCGGCGGGGCGGGGAGGCCGGGGCGCGCCCCGAAGCCAUGGCCCGAUCCACUGGAGCGGCUCUGCGUUAAGGCACCGCGGGGCAGGAAGGAAUACAAAAUAAAAGAAAAAGAAAAAAAUAAACAACUUUUAGAACAAAACAAAACGAAACAAGCACAUCCUCCAAACUCGGCCGUCGGCACAAAAUCCUGGUCCGCGCCGACGAGGGGGAUUCCCAUUCCAGAAACAGACAAGGUGCAGGGCCAGGCAACCGGGAGCCAAAUCGCAGGUCCGCUCACCUGCUCGCUCGGAAGCCCAGCCCCCUGAGCGCUGGGGAGACCCGCACGCGGGUGGCGGUGGUGGUGGCUGCGGCGGCGCGGUGGCUGCGCCUGGGUCCCCCCAGCCCCUCCGCGCUCACGCUUCCCCAGCCCCAGGCUCCUCGCCACCCUCACCCCCACCCCAGGCCUCCCACCCUUAAGCCCGGCCGGCUUCCAUCAUGACGGUGGUGUCAGGGGAGAACGUGGACGAGGCCUCGGCCGCCCCGGGCCACCCCCAGGAGGGCGGCUACCCGCGGCCGGCCGAGCACGACGAGCACGAGUGCUGUGAGCGCGUGGUGAUCAACAUCUCAGGGCUGCGCUUCGAGACGCAGCUCAAGACCCUGGCGCAGUUCCCCAACACGCUGCUGGGCAACCCGAAGAAGCGCAUGCGCUACUUCGACCCGCUGAGGAACGAGUACUUCUUCGACCGCAACCGGCCAAGCUUCGACGCCAUCCUGUACUACUACCAGUCCGGGGGCCGCCUGCGCCGGCCGGUCAACGUGCCCCUGGACAUGUUCUCCGAGGAAAUUAAGUUCUACGAGCUGGGUGAGGAGGCCAUGGAGAAGUUCCGGGAGGACGAGGGCUUCAUCAAGGAGGAGGAGCGCCCCCUGCCCGAGAAGGAGUACCAGCGCCAGGUGUGGCUGCUCUUCGAGUACCCCGAGAGCUCGGGCCCUGCGCGCGUCAUCGCCAUUGUCUCGGUCAUGGUCAUCCUCAUCUCCAUCGUCAUCUUCUGCCUGGAGACCCUGCCCGAGCUGAAAGACGACAAGGACCUGGCGGGCACCUUCCGCCGCGUCGACAACACCACCGUGGUCUACAGCGCCAACAUCUUCACGGACCCCUUCUUCAUCGUGGAGACGCUGUGUAUCAUCUGGUUCUCCUUCGAGCUGGUGGUGCGCUUCUUCGCCUGCCCCAGCAAGACAGACUUCUUCAAGAACAUCAUGAACUUCAUCGACAUCGUGGCCAUCAUCCCCUACUUCAUCACGUUGGGCACGGAGAUAGCGGAGCAGGAGGGCAACCAGAAAGGCGAGCAGGCCACCUCGCUGGCCAUCCUGCGGGUCAUCCGCCUGGUCAGGGUGUUUAGGAUCUUCAAACUCUCCCGCCACUCCAAGGGCCUGCAGAUUCUGGGCCAGACCCUCAAGGCUAGCAUGAGAGAGCUAGGGCUGCUCAUCUUCUUCCUCUUCAUCGGCGUCAUCCUGUUUUCUAGCGCAGUGUACUUUGCCGAGGCGGAGGAAGCUGAGUCGCACUUCUCCAGUAUCCCCGAUGCUUUCUGGUGGGCGGUGGUGUCCAUGACCACCGUGGGAUACGGUGACAUGUACCCUGUGACAAUUGGAGGCAAGAUCGUGGGCUCCUUGUGUGCCAUCGCUGGUGUGCUGACAAUUGCCCUGCCCGUACCUGUCAUUGUGUCCAAUUUCAACUAUUUCUACCACCGAGAAACUGAGGGGGAGGAGCAAGCUCAGCUGCUCCACGUUAGCGCCCCGAAUUUAGCCUCUGACAGUGACCUCAGCCGCCGCAGUUCCUCCACUGUGAGCAAGUCUGAGUACAUGGAGAUCGAGGAGGAAAUGAGUAACAGCAUAGCCCAUUAUAGACAGGCCAACCUCAGAACUGGGAACUGCACCACCGCUAACCAAAACUGCGUUAAUAAGAGCAAGCUCCUGACCGAUGUUUAGAGAAAGGUGCAGGUGCACGCAAAGCCGCCCCCCCGCUUACCAGACGCAGAAAACAGAGCGCACACUUUGUAGAUACUUUCCUAGAUAAUCUCUGAACGCUCUGUUUCACCGUCAAUGCAUUGUUGCAUUGUGGAUUCUGGAGGUGGCCUACCAGACACUUUUUGAGAUUCCUGAAAAAAGAGACUAUUUUCAUUUUAUUGAAAAAUAAAGUUGGGAAGAGAAAGGGUAUUUUCUAAAACUGGCUUUAAAAAAUGCAGUCCAUGAACUAGUCUAGGUGAAAUAUGAUUUAGAUGCCACCCCCAUUCUGAAACAUUUUUAACCCUUUGGCUUGUUUAACAUUUUUUUAAAAAACUUAAACUAAAAGCCAAACGAUCACUUAAAAAACUAGCAUUUGCAUGGGACUCCGAUGUAAAACCUUUGCAAAGUGCACAAUAAGACUGUGCAUUAACUGUGUUGCAGUUAACACGAUACCCCAGCCCCCGGGACAGUGAACAAAUGCUUCUAUUUGGAUCAACUGAACUGCAUAUGACUAGGUGAAAAAAAAAAAAAGAAAAACAAAACAAAACAAAACACAAACCUCCAACAUAACUUAGGACUGGUUCACACAGCACCUUACAGAUCAGAUACUGGUCCUGACCCAUGAGGGAUUUCCCUCUGCUCCAUCCUUCCAAUCUGGAUCAUUCUCUAAGAGAAAGAUGAGCGAAUUAAGCUAACUGAAUCAUCUGCGGUGCUGCUAAGUUUUCUCAACUGCAGGUGAGCCCAAUGCAGGUCUUUUCUCACCAGUCCUGCACCCUGAUCCCUGGCCUUCAGAACUGGAUGUUAAAACCCAAGCCUCCUUAUUGCAAGAGAGCACAAAUGGAGUUAAAUGCAAGCAUGUUUGAACCUGAUAACAUUUACUUUAUAAUCGCAUGCCAAGAACAUCAACCCAGACAAUAGGGGAUAAGCUUACGUUGAAAUCAACUCUUCUAAAAAUAGAUUUUUUUUCAUUUGCAUUCACCAAAAGUGCACUCCUUCAUUUAUCAACUCCUUUAUUAGUAAAUACAGUACUGUAUUUAAGUGCAUAUGUUAGUCAGAUGGGAACAAUUACAUUUUGGAGCUCAAAGCAUGUUCUCUUACUCAGCAUUAUGACCUAUUUGACUAAGAUGUACCUUGAAUUAAUUAAUGCAUGAUUUCAGUAAUAAAAAAAUUUUACAUAAUAAAAAUUACAAGUCUGCGGGAUGAGAGGCCCAAAAGAAAUAACGGGGGGUGGGGGUGGGGUGGGGGACACUCAGUCAAUUUUCCUGCCUUUGCUCAGGGAAAUGUCAGGUUUCUGCAGAGAAAGGACCAAUACGCUCAUCCCUUAAAGGGAAAUUCAUGGAAAACUAGAUAAGUCAUCAAAGUAUAUAGAAAAACACCUAAGAACAAGUAUUCUUUCUAGCUGAAGAUAAAACACAAGCAAAACAAACAAACAAAAAAAGGUGCAAUAUUGCAUGUUUUUUGGUGCAUUCUUAGGAUGUAAAUGAAAAUGUUUAUCUCUUGUAUGCAUCCAAAGCAGAGCUGACUUCUUUUUUGCAGUCAUGAUUUGAAGUCUGUAGAGACUUCGACCCUCCCCUCGAGGCUCCCUGAAGAAACUCAACCAAUUGAUUUAAUAGUUGCUUAGUGCCUUUAUCCUGUACCCACAGUGAAAUGCAGAAAGUGCCUCCGUGACAUGGCUGAGGAGUUAUGUAAAGGAAGGGAGGGAGGGUUGGGCACAGAUCCUUUGCUUUUUCAUUUGCCAUUCAUGCUUUCUCACUUCACCAGUGUGAGGAGACCAUACCACCCUAGAUGCUGGAGAGGGAAAAGGAGAGGGAGAAGAAGAAGGAGAGGGGAAGGGAGAGGGAGAGAGAUAGGGAGAGGGAGAGGGAGAGGUGCAGGAAGGUGCUGGCUCUGGGUGUGAACUGAGACCCAAUCUCUGAAACUGGACUUGAACCAUGAACUUGUCUAUUCCUCUUCUGCACCAGAAGCUAAGAUAAACUUUUUGGGCAGUUAUUUCCUACGGAGGGCCACUCUGGACAUGCAAAGCUUCCUCAGGUCCGCCACAGGGUUCCUGGCACAUUUCCUUCUGAUCUCUCUGUUGGCGACAGCACUUUGCAAAUCCCUGUCUGAACUUCUCAGGCAGCCUUGUGGAGAUGGGAACACUCAGCUCACCCUCCCUCCUGGCCCACCCCCUUCAGAGAUUUCCCAGGAUGCUCCUGUGAUCUUCCCACCUGGCAGUCACUUGACAGGCUGAACCUCUGACUUCUGCCAUCCUGGUCACUCAGCCCAGAGAGAGUGGUGGGGACCCUGUGCCCAGCCUACCACAGGCCUCUGAUGUCCAGCAGCUGUCCACCCAUGGAGAGGCACUCGCAGCCUUUGGAGGACGCCGUGGUGGGGACAGCAGUGAGGCAACCGAUCAAGCAACUUGAGUUACACCCAGGCUGGCUGACUGACAGAGAACUUGGAUCUUUGCCUUUUCUGUGGGACAUCUGUGACUCUGUAGGAUGAAUACCACACACCUCAUGGGAAGACAAGGGGCCGGUAACUGCACAGCCUCUGGCUACAGGGCAUUAAACCCUUCUGGGUGCUGUGUCCUUGACGUUGGAACCUGUUCUCCUCCUGGCUACUCCUCUCCUACUUGCUUAACUGUUCCCAGUUAGGCAAACAUGUCUAUGGCCCUCCCUCACCCCCGCCAGGGAUCUUGUGAGCUUUUCUAUCCACUUUGUGGUCUAGGACACACAGAACUUAAACUGCUGCCCUCUGUCAACAGCAAUAAUCCACUUUGUACUGUGGGCUGGAUGGGAUAGAGAAAUCAGGACCAAGACUGAUGAGACCGGCUGAUGGCUACACGGCAUGUUUCUUGUUAGCUGUCCCCUGGACUGGUGGAUUCUUCUGCAUGUGUUACAGGAAAAAGUGCUGCAUGUGGUGAACCUGUAGGCCUGGGCCUGGGGGAUGAAGUGCUAAGGAUUUGGGGUGAUAUGGGGAAAACGAAAAUGGCUUAUCCACCUGUAGCUCGCUGCAGUGAGUUCAGGCAGGACGGAGUACAGGGAUUAGCUGUGUAGCAUAGGCAUGCAACCUUUAACAAAGCUCUUACCCCUUGCACUGUCAUGUGCUGAAAUGUCUUUGUAGACCUGAAGGUGCACUUAACAAAACUGCCUAUUAAGGAGUGACUGUCUUUUGGCUUACUUAGUUAUAUUGGCUUUAUCAGGCUUUGUAAAAGCCUUUCCAGCCCCUUCCUAGGAAUUGACCUCCCAUGGCUCGUGUUUUCUCCAGGAGGAGAAGACUUCUGAUUUGCUGAUAGCCAUAGCUCAGUUCUUCCAGGAUAUGGGGACCCUAGUUCAAUAGGGUGGCCAUGGAAGGGCUGGGUCAUACCAGGGCUGUUAGCCAUCCCAGAAUCUCUGAAGUGAAUAACUCACCUCUAGUGAUCUAACUCAGAGAGACCAAAGAUGUUAAUUUCCUUUGUCCUCAGAUGUGUAGGAGAUGGACCGUGGCCAGGAGAGCUUUUGUUUCUGCAUCCCCUCCGUAUCUGUGCGCAGCCCCUCCCUCGGGCUCCCUUUGAGUCUAGAGUUUUGAUGAUCAGUUAAAGCUGUUCGUUGAGAGUGUGUUAGCGGGUUAGCCUAACAAAAUAAGAUAAACCAGUAGCAAGUUGUUCUCUUGGGUUAUGGGUGAUGGACAGUCAUUUUUCUAAAUUGGAGCUGUACGAUAGGUUUAGAGUCUAUGACCAUGGAACUCAAGCACAGAGUGACAUCACAACCUGGAUUCCCUUGAGAAUUGCCAAGUUACAUGUAGAUGGUACGUGAGCAAUACGUUUCUUUAAGAAGAAGUUUGGAUCAGUUAGUAAAGGGUCUUAUUCAUGUUGUGCCUAGUUGCAAUUUAUUCAGAUUAGCUGAUAUGUUACAAAGUCAGUAAAAGUGAUUUCCCUAACCCUCCUGUUAAUAUAAGGAGACCUCACAACACAUGCUUUGUAACCAUUUUAAAUUUGAAUCCCUUGUUUGGUAGGUUGGAUUGAGCAGAAAGGAGAAAGAGAGCAGUGGCAGAAGGCAGCUUCCCAUUUUCUUCCUGGAGUGCUUUACUCCUGGGAGUGCCGAGAGUUGGUGGGUGGUAGCCACCCAAUGUGUGACAUUGUUAGAAAGGUCAACUGCCAAACAGCCAUUUUAUCUUCCAGCUUUUCCAAGCAAGAAUGAAGCCUUCUGACGUUCAUGUUCAUUUUAAGGAGGAAAACAGACUAUGACGUUACGACCAGACACAGCCUAAGUGGAAUUGCCAUCUCAGGAGGUGUCUUCUCAUCCGUCCUGCGGUGUAUUGGUACUUGUAUUUAUACUAUGGGAUUUCAGGGUAUAUUCGAACACAUGUAGCAUGACUCAGGUACAUCUUAAAAGAAUGUACAUUACCUAACAUUUUUUGUAAAGGAGCAGACAGGAGCUGAAUUAUCAACCAAAACUUUCCAUUGCCUAGGGUUACUGUGCAAACUUAUUCAGGGUGUAGGCAUAAGGGUUAGAAGCCUAGGGGUUCAAAUGCCAGUCUCUUUGCGCAGUUGAAAUGACCAUGCACUUUCUUGGAAGUCCAGGGUGCAUAUUAACAGGGAGGCCCUGCUGACCUCAGGACUAUUAGCUUUAAGGAGAUUAACCCUAGUCCUGGUGAUUUUUAUGUAGGAACUUACAAAGAGAGUACUUUGGUAAGUCAAGCCUUCCAAGAGUGUGGAAAAGUCUUGUUCUGAAGUUAGAGAGAAGAGGAAAUGGUGUCAGGAAGGAAAAGAGAAUGAGAAAUCUCCCUUGCAGAAUAUUCCAGGUCACAAGUUGUCUCUGCUCCCGAACCUGCAGAAGCACCUAGUUCCUCUUCAGGGCACUGUUUUGAGACCAGUUUAGGAAAUAGGUGUUCAACCACAUGGGCUCUAUGUGACAUACCUCUAGUAUUGAAGUAUCGCUGAGGUUGUUAUAAAAAUUGAGUAGUAUUAAUUUAAAGUGCACCAUCAGGACAACAAACCAUUUAAGCUGCAAAGCUCUAUUUCAUUUCUCGAGUUUGCCAGUUGCUUACACCUUGAGUUACAGAUGUGUCUCAUUUUCACCUCCUGUGCAUUUCCCCUGCCCUGUCUAAAACAGCAGGUAGAGGACGCUGAAUGUUAUGAAUUGAGAACCUAACCGAUGCGCAUAGUUUUCAUCUAUGCAAUCUUACUCGCUUCUGUCACUUUAUGAUCUGUUCAUAUUUGGCAUUAAUUAAAGAUAAUUUUUAAGGAUCUUA